UAAAAGAAAGAGAUAGAGAGAGGAGCUGCAGCUGAGGCUCCAGGAACAAGGAAGGAGACGUCGCAGCCCAAACUGAGGAAUAUCAUGACCAGAAACCCAGCGAUUUAGUACAGGCCUAAGGAGGCUCAGCAACACAGACCUCGGGGAUUUUUUCAAGGACUAAUUUGCCACUGUGGACUAUGGGAUUUAACCAAUCGACUCAAAUCAGGAGCUCUUCCUUGUUCGGGAUCUGAAGCAGGGCUGUGUAGAGUGAGCUCCACACAAGCAGUGAAGGUGAGGAGCACGGAGGCGAAGCGUAAUGGCCACACCACACGUUUCUCCAGCUGAACACUGAGCCACCAUGGAGCAGAGGUGAACCGGCUUCUUCCCAUCUGAGAAAACAGCAAACAAACACAAGAUCAUGGGGAAUUCGUAUGCAGGGCAGCUGAAGUCAGCUCGCUUUGAGGAGGCUCUCCAUAACUCCAUCGAGGCCUCAUUGCGGUCGAGCAGUGGCGACCCACAGCCCAUUUUCACACAGCUUUACCUGGAGCCAGACCAUUAUCAUAGCAACACAGAGGACAUUAAAGCCAAAGGCGAGCUGGGCUUUCGGUCCGCAGAGGUCAACGGCUCUCUGUUGGUCAACAGUCAGGCCUCUCCUGACAUGGACGACAUGGAAGACGAGGACGAGUCGGACAGCAGCAGCCCGCCUCUGCCCUUCCUGCAGGGCCUCACCCCUGACGGCUGCUGCCUCAUGGACGGCUUCUGUCAGGCAGGGAAGGACCUGCGGCUGGUCUCCAUGACAAUGGAGGCGAUCGACGUUCCCCCUGGAUUUGAGCUGGUGGGGGCUAAGUCCCCAAGCGUCCCAGAGCACAUACUGGUCUGUGCGGUGGACAAGCGCUUCCUUCCAGACGAAAAUGGGAAAAAUGCACUUUUAGGAUUUUCGGGAAAUUGCGUGGGCUGUGGUGAGAAGGGCUUCCGGUAUUUUACUGAGUUCUCCAACCACAUUAACCUGAAGCUGGCCACUCAGCCCAAGAAGCAGAAGCACUUAAAAUACUACCUGGUGAAGAAUUCUCAGGGUGCUCUGUGCAAAGGACCUCUAAUCUGCUGGAAAGAUUGUAAGACGAGGCAGUUCUCCAGCAGUGCUUCUUCCUCCAAACCUAGCUCCUCUUCCUCGCUGAGCAGCAAAGAGAAUGGAGGAACCAAUGGCCACAGCUCCUCGCCGCUCUCCAGCACAGAUUCCCCCCCAGCCCGGCUCCAGUCGAGAUCCUCGGGGCACUUUGGAGGGCAAGACCUAAUCAGAGAGGGCAGCUUCAUCAAACCACUGGCCACACAGGGUACAAAGACACUGCCAAUAGUUCCCACUGCUCUGCGGGUGAAUGGCUUAACCAAUGGCCUGGGUGUCGAGGCGAGGCCUGUGCAGCUCAGCCCCACCCAUCUGCCCCCACUGGGCAUCCCACCACUGACCUACCGCCCCGUGGAACCAGGAGACAGCCCAGCCUCCUCAGCCAUGUCCUCCGGUCCCCCGAAGAAGCGCCACCGCAGCUGGCACCCCGCGUCAGUGGUGCCCGUCCCCUCCACAGCCGUCCCGGUCCCAGCCAUCCGACCCCUCGCCUGUGGUCCAGGCUCUGUGUUGGCGCUGGCCAGUCCCCAGUCUCUAUCUGUGUCUGGGGUGAUCCAGCCCCAGCCAGUCACGGCAGGAGAAACCGUCAUUGUCCCCGACAACCUGCUCAACAUCUCUGGAGUCCGGCCCGUCAUCCUCAUUGGCCAAGGCACUUUACCAUACUUCUAUGGCAAUGUGGGAGACAUCGUGGUGAGCCCCCUGCUGGUGAGCUGCUAUAAGGGCAGCCAGCUGCCUGAGAAGACCCUAGAGAACCUCGGCAUGACCAGCAGCCAGCUCCUCACCGUGGAAACCAUGGCCCUGCUCACCUUACAGUACCUUGCCCGUCUAGGCCCAGAGCAGAUCCCACUGCGGGAGGAGUUUGAGCAGAUCGUGCUGAAGGCCAUGCUGUGUGGGCCCCCGGGCCCUUCCGUGUCCCCGGCCCAGCUGCCCUGGUUGGCCCGCGUGGAGGCCAGCGUGUCCGGCGGCACCGUGCAGGUCCUGGUCACACACAGCUCUCUGGGCGAGGGCAUCUCGGAGUCCCUGCGCUCGCUGUGCGAGGGCCCUCACCAGCAGUGCUUGCCAAACUACAUGCUGAUUAUCUGUGCCUCCAAGAUGAGCGGCAACGAGUUCUGCGUGCUCGUGCUGGGAAAAUACCAGGCUCGAGCUCUGGCUGAGGGGAUGCUCACUACCAAUGAGUUCCUGAAGGAGAUCAGCUACGAACUCAUCACAGGCAAAGUCAGCGGCCUGGCCGCACACUUCCGAAGCACCUCUUCAGGGGACAAUCUGGAGAAGCAGCUGAUCAAGUACCAGCGUCGGCGUAAGGAGCAGGUCAUCCAGCCCUUUCAGGGAGAUGUCACGGACUACAUCCAUUCACAGGAGGCAGUUGCCAUGGUUCCAGCCUCAGAUACAGACCUGCUGAAUGAGGUGUUCCAGAUCCUCCCGCCUCAGCUGAGCGUGGCGCGCAGCCUCCUCUCCCAGGUGUGCUCCAUCGCCGACUCCGGCAGCCAGAGCCUCGACCUGGGGCGCUUCUGCAAGGUGGACUUCCUCGUGCUGGUGCCGCCCUCCCACGUUCUCAUGCAUCAGACCACCGAGCGCAUCAGACAAUCAGGUGUUUUGGUGGACCUUGGCAUGGAGGACGCUACUUCUGCCCUUCAGAAAUCAGAUAAAUAUGUGGUGCGUCUGGAUGCUGAUGUUCAUACUAAAAUGGAGGCCUUCAUGAGGAAAGUGAAACAGAACCCUUAUACCCUGUUUGUCCUCAUCCAUGACAACUCUCAUGUCGACCUAAACAGCGCCCUCUCUGGGUCUGUGCGCCACGGCGAGCUGCAGGGCCUGGCCGACCGCGUGGUCAACUGCCAGGAGGUGCUGGAGGCGGUCAACCUGCUGGUGCUGCAGGUCAGCUGCUUCCCCCACACCCUGCAGACACGCCAGUCCCGCAUCAGCGUCCACAACGAGGUGCACUGGCCCGGCCGCGACAGCCUGGGCGAGCCUUCUCCCAAAGACCUAGUUUACUUUGGCCUGAGUGACUACAGCAGCUCUCUGCAGUGGGGUGUGGCCAGCCCCAUCCUCCGCUGUGACGAUGCCUUUGAGAGGAUGGUGAACACCUUACUGGAGAGGCACCCCCAUCUUCACAGCAUGGUGAUCCGCAGCUACCUGCUCAUCCAGCAGUACACAGAGGCCAUGAUGGCCCUGACGGUGGCGCCCUCCCUGCGGGACCACGUCACGCCCGAGACCCUGACCAUGGUGGAGGACCUGAUCAGCUGCCCCGGGCGCGGGAGCUCCGGGCGCGGCCACAUGCUGCUGGUGCGCGUGCCCUCGCUGCAGCUGGCCAUGCUGGCGCGCGAGCGGCUGGAGGAUGCGCGCGACAGGCUGGGCCUGCAGUACCGCUUCGCUGUGCUGCUCGGCAACCCCGCCACCGAGCUCAUCCUGCCCAGGCACUUCUGCAACCGCCUCAGGGCCUGGCAGGGUUGUAAGAACGAGGACUGGGUGCCGCAGACGUAUGAAGACCUGGAAGGCCUGCCCUGCAUCGUCAUCCUCACAGGGAAAGACCCGCUGGGGGAGACGUUCCCCAGGUCCCUGAAGUACUGUGACCUGCGUCUGAUUGACUCCAGCUACCUGACGCGCACGGCUCUGGAGCAGGAGGUGGGCCUGGCCUGCACCUACGUGACUAAAUGUGUGAUCCCGGAGCCCCGGAAGAGGAGCCCGGAGGAGCCGGAGGAGGAGAAGGGCUCCGGCCCUGCCGAUGAUGGGCAGAUGGACCUGGAGCGACCGCACAGCAAUGGCAGCGCAGUCACGAGGGCUUCAGGCUCCCUGACUGAGAAUGGCGUGAGCUCCUCUGGCAUGCCCGACACCUCCCAGAAGGCCUCCCUCUCCUCGCACUCCUCUUCCCUGACAGAGACGGGCAGCAACGGCACUGCGGAGGCCAGCUGCACCCCCCACCGGGUCAAGGAGGAGUGCGACUCCCACCAGGCCCCGUCCUCGGCCCCCCUUCCGGGUCCCCUCUCCUUCUGUUCCUCCUCGUCCUCUUCCUCCUCCCCCUCGUCUUCCUACACUGUGCAGCGGCCCAGCCAGUCCACGCAGGCGCGGUACAGCCCCGGACGCAGCCACCUCUACCCGCGCACGGCCGUCCUCUCCCGGGCCGCGUACUCCCUGCUGGCGCCGGGCGCCCAGGACCAGCCCAGCUCCACGACCCUGCUGCCCCACGCCUACCUCACCUGGAGCAGCCCGCUGCGGCCACCCAUCCCCCACCACAUGAGCGGGCUGGAGCAGUCGCUCUACUACCGCAAGUGGACCUGUGCCAAGAAGCACCAUGCAGACUUCGAGGGCCCCGCCGCUCCCCACCCCAGACGCCUGCUCCUGAGUGGACCACCACAGGUGGGGAAGACAGGAGCUUACCUGCAGUUCCUAAGAAUCCUGUUCCGAAUGCUGAUCCGCCUGCUGGAGGUGGACGUGUACGACGAGGAGGAGCUGGAAGAGGACCUGGCAGAGGUGGCAGAUGGGAUACCCGCCACCGUCACCAGGUGGCCGGAUAUGGAGGACAUUAGGAAAAUGCCCUUCGACCCUUACUCCCGUGACCCCAAGUUCAGACACUCCAGUAUUUUAUAUUCUGAAAAAAUGGCUAACAAACCGAAAGGGUUGAAAUCUGAAACUGUGAAUGAAACUCCUGCCAAAAGGGACACGGUGUCCAUCAGACUAAGCCCAUAUGCGUCCCACAAUGCCUUUCACCACUGUGAGCACUGUCACCACUACUGUGAGGCCGGCCCUGCCACCCAGCUCUCGGACUGCACAUUCCAUGCCUUCACCUUCUGCUCUUCCAUGCUGGGAGAGGAGGUGCAGCUGCACUUCAUCAUCCCCAAGGCCAAGGAGCGCCACUUCAUCUUCAAUCAGGAGGGCAGCCACCUGGAGAGCAUGCGGCUUCCCCUGCUCUCAGACAAGGACCCCAGCCUUAAGAGCCCCAUCUUCACGCCCACCACGGGACGACAGGAGCACGGCCUCCUGAACAUCUACCAUGCCAUGGAGGGAGCCGACCAUCUGCACAUCCUGGUGGUGAAGCAGUACGAAAUGCCCCUCUACAGGAAGUACUGGCCCAACCACAUCCUGCUGGUGCUGCCUGCCAUGUUCAACAGCUCUGGAGUGGGGGCGGCCCGCUUCAUGAUCAAGGAGCUCUCCUACCACAACCUGGAGCUGGAGCGCAACCGUCAGGAGGAGCAGGGGGUCCGAAGGCAGGACGUCUGGCCCUUCAUCCUCAUGAUGGACGACUCCUGCGUGCUGUGGAACGCUCAUCACUACGCACAAGACAGUAGCGGCGCUCCUGAGGUCACCAGCGUCUCCCUGAAGACCGUGCUGAGGCACAUGGAGGCCACGCCCAAGAUCGCCAUGUACGCCAUGUGUGGCGUCCGCAAGUGGAGCAGUGGCCUGGCGUUGCGGCCCACCACCGUGCCCUUCUCCCGGUGCCACCUGCACGACUUCAUCAUGCUCAACGUGGACCUGACACAGAACGUCCAGUAUGACCUCAACCGGUACACCAGUGAGGAGGUUGACUUCAACCUGAGGGCCAAUAGCAGUGGGCUUCUUGUCUGCCGCUUCAACCACUUCAGCCUGAUGAAGAAGCACAUCCCCUUCGGAGGGCACAAGGACUUCCUCAUCAAACCCAAACUCAUGGGCCUGGAGAGCUCCACCCCCAUCAGCGCCUCUCAGUACGUGUGUGCCCCUGACCACGAGCACACGCUGCUGGCCGCCCCGGCCCAGUUCCUGCUGGAGAAGUUCCUGCAGAGCUGCAGCCACAGGCUUUUCCCCAAGGCAGUCCACAACGCCAGCAACCCCGUGCUGUCCAUCGACAGCUACCUCAACCUCGGCCCAGAGGUGUCGGUGUGCUACAUGAGCUCGCGGCCUCACUCCGUAAACCUGGACCUUCAGGGCCUGGUCUUCAGUGGGCUGCUGCUCUACUUGUGUGACUCCUUUGUGGUGUCCGGACUCCUUAAGAAAUUCCACUUCAUGAAAGGAGCCACCCUCUGUGUGAUCUGCCAGGACCGCAGCUCCCUGAGGCAGACCAUUGUGCGUCUGGAGCUGGAGGACGAGUGGCAGUUCCGCCUGCGCGACGAGUUCCAGACGGCCAACUGCAGCGAGGACCGGCCCCUCUACUUCCUCACCGGACGUCACAUCUGACAGUGACAGGUGGAGUGACAGUAGGGAACAGGAGGUCCUUUAUUUCUCCACGAGGCUAAUGACGAGCAGAAUGAAGGCUGACCAAAAUGGCCGGAGCGGGUGGAUAUGUUGACAUUUGGGCAAUGGCCGUGGCUCUGACGUUCACCCUGCACUGCACUACUUUUCACACAGGGAGGGCCGACAAAACUGACUCACCGUUGCUCGUAGACUGCGUCUCAUGGAGAUUUUACAUUUCUUUUAGAGCAGCUUUUGGUAAGCUCGCAAUACUUUAAUGACUUGUUUUUUGUUUUGCUAUGAACUCCCAAAGGACUCACACGGACACUGUGAGCUUUCUUGAAAGAUUGUAAACCUGGUCCUGUCCCCAGGUUCUGGUAUAUCUCGUGUGGGAUAUACAUUUUGUCUCAGGGUUUUUCCUAGAAGGUUGUUACUACUGCUUUGCUCUGCUCAUCGUGGUGAAAAUGUGCCUUUCCUAGCACAUUCUCAAGGAUCCUCCAGUCUCUUUAGUUCUGACUCAUCAAAGACUGUACUCCUUUUUAAUCUCCCAUCAGCCAUUCAGAAGUGAACCGUCAUGCAGGUUUUUAUUCUGUCGUUCCAGCUUGAAAGUGAACUUUGUCAAUCAGUAUUUUAAUCAUAGUGAAUGUUGUGAACACAAGCCGGCGGCAGCAAUGACAAUGAAUGUCCCAUUCACAUGCUUGGUAAACUCAGAGGACCCGCUGAAACUCACAGUGGAUCCACAUGGAGAUCACCCGUGCUUUUAAAUGAGAGGCAUUUUUCAAGGCUCAGUCAUUGGCAUUGUGAAGAGAAACUACGUAAUGGUUGUCUUUUCUCCAGAUAUACGUCAACUCGAUUUUGGUAGAACAUUCUAGUUCAGGGUCAUUACCAGUGUUCCACACAAAGAGACACGUACAAUACACUGAUACAGUGGCUCCUACUGUCUGUUAUAUCAGUUCCCUGUUAGACCUCACAUACAUCUGAUUGUUGUGCCUUGACAAUGUGGCAUCUACCAAACACUUCACCUUAAACUACUCAAUCACUCUGAAAUGAUUCAUUUUGCUGUCACUCGCACUACCUACAACCAUCACCACUGAACUCUUAACUUCCAAUUGGAACAAAUGGACUGUUUCACAUUGGAAGAGCACCACAGCACCAUGCUUGUCUGUGUAUCUGAUGCUUAGUGACUGUUGAUGUGUUUCUGCCAGUCUUACGUUUUUUUUGUGCGCCUGUACUUCAGUCUUUUUAUUGUUGCCCCACCAUCACAGCUUGUGCCUGAAAGUGUUGCCAUGCGGUUUCAGUGAAAGCCUUGCUCCAAGAGUUUGCCCAGGAGGAUUUCUUUAUCUUUUCAUUCCUCUGUUUGUCUUUUUUAUUAGAUGAGUUAUCCUGUUUUUACACACUUGAAAAUUGAAGAAUGUUUCUUAGGUGGAAUAACACAGGGUUAUUCAAUCAGAAUGGGUAAUGUGAUCUGAUUUAGCCUGGUACUUAGCCACUGUGGAUACCAAGUCUCUAGAAUGAAAGGUUCUGGUUUUUAACUUGGGAAAAGUCUGAAUCAGUUUUAUGUAGGAAGAAGAUGGAUAGGUAGCAGGUGAGAAGGGAGCAAAAUCUUCAUUUUCUACUGUGCAAAACUUGUUUACAUGUGAAAGUUGUUUAUUAAUAUAUUAAUCUGACCUUUUUAUUUCUCAUGUGGGGAUUUACAUUUGUACUGCUCACUUUUGGUCACUUUUAACCAUACCGUAUUGAUGCUUCCAUGUUUCAGCAUUCUGUGUUUUACCAAGGCACAAAGAAUUGACCUAAGAUUUCUUUUUACCAUUCUUUUAUAAUCAGUUUUUACUGUUUGUUGGCUUUUAUUUAAAAAUGAGGAGCAGUCCUUUUUUGAGGGAUUCUUAUUUAUUGUUACGGCCUAUUUGGACUGAUAAUCAGGAAGUGAAUGUUUAGUGUCGUCUGUGCGCUAAGCUAAAAUCAGAGGGUACCAAAAGGGGCGUGUAGAGAGAGAGAGAGAGAGAUUAACCAAAGAUGAAAAUUGUGAACUUGCACUAUACAGACCAAGAGGCCAAAUGAUACAGUUCUUAGCACACAGUCUUGAGCUCACCCAACAAAGCUAAAGAACAUCUGGGAACAGUUGAGAAAUCACAAGUCUGACUGAAAACAUUCUGACCCCUCGAAUAUGUCUUGUAUGUAGAUAGUGUUAUGUGCACAUAACUUAUGCAAUUUGCUUUUCACAAUCUUCACAGAUGUAUUUAUCUGCUGUGCAUACAAAGGUAACUCACUGCAGGCCUUGCCAUUAGAGCUGUCUACCUCAUGAACUGCCAUUAUGGUUGCCAGUUAAUCAACAUUUGCCUAUGGAUAUGAUGCAUUUUUGGUUUAAAUAUAUGAAUGUAUUAAAGUAACAUUGAAUUGAACGUAGGACCGUGUCUCAUUUGUUUUGUUCAUCCUGUGCUGUAAUAUCCUAGAUUUACACUGUGAGGGGCCUGUUUAUUUGAAAUGAUGUCUUUUUAUCUGCAUAAAUUGUUUCCCAUCCUUGAAA
This is a messenger RNA of Clupea harengus (Atlantic herring), 8759 nucleotides long. It is a transcript of the gene greb1l, whose product is annotated as GREB1 like retinoic acid receptor coactivator. NCBI's taxonomy places the organism in Eukaryota, Metazoa, Chordata, Actinopteri, Clupeiformes, Clupeidae. The transcript is spliced from 33 exons. Bases 401 to 6241 code for a protein of 1946 amino acids. Gene Ontology annotation, biological process: kidney development; multicellular organism development. The record is from RefSeq and is a predicted model, not a curated record.